Prunus armeniaca (apricot) is the source of this 471-nucleotide messenger RNA. NCBI's taxonomy places the organism in Eukaryota, Viridiplantae, Streptophyta, Magnoliopsida, Rosales, Rosaceae. The record is from the annotation of a GenBank genome assembly.
AUGCAGGAUCCGUUAAUCUACACGUUAAGGUUGGAAGUCGAGAAUGGUACAAGAACAGAUUAUUCGAUGAAGAAUGAUGGAGCUGUGAUGGUAGGAACAAGAUUGUAUGUACUUGGAGAUGAAGCUCUAAAGAGGGAAAUUCUUGAGAAGGCCCACUCUUCGGCCUUUGCCAUGCAUCCUGGUAGCACAAAGAUAUACCGCACCCUGAGAGAACAAUACUGGUGGCCUUUCAUGAAGAAGGAAAUAGCAAAAUAUGUCAGUAAGCGUUUGAUAUGUCAACAAGUCAAGGCAGAAUGGCAGAAACCAUUGGGGUUACUGCAACCACUUUCAAUUCCUGAGUGGAAGUGGGAGCACAUUACUAUGCACUUUGUGUUCAAGCUUCCUCGGACACGGAGCAAUCAUGAUAGAGUGUGGGUAAUAGUUGAUCAACUCACCAAGUCCGCUCAUUUUCUGCCAGUGAAAGCGACUUAA